UGGGGGAGUGCCUGGUUUGAAGCUUGCAAACUGCCGUCGUUAGUGGGAAGGAGGCGGUUCUAGUCCCCCGCUAGCACGAGAGAAAGACCCGCCUCAUCUGUAGAAUGAACGCUGCCAGUCUGGGAACGUUCCUACAGUAAUUAUUAUAUCUCAGUAAUUCCAACCGGCUCCUUUGCUUUGGUAAACGUGUUAGUUCUCACAGCUUGAAGACUACUUAUGGAUGGAAACUUGACCACACGACGUGACAUUGGAUCUCUGCUGGGAGUGUGUGGCCUGUCCGUUGCCUGCACAGAGAGGCUUGGUGCCUGGAGCUGAGUCUUGCUCUUUCCCCCUACCUUCUGGUGGCUCCUUAUGCUGGAUUGCAGCUGUACCCUGUGUCUUGCAGGAUGGAUGGUGUGGAUCUAAAGGGUCUCGUGUGUUGGCAGCGCUCCCUGUUCUGUGAUAGUGUUCUCUUCUUUUCUAUUUACAAAAGAACACCCCCCAUCCUCCACCCAGACUCUGAGCCUUGUAUACCUACUAACUGUAUUUAAGCAGCAGUCACACAGGUAGGAAUAGGAGAGGGAGGUUUGCAAAACAAGCUCCUGUUUUAAUUGGUCAGUCUGACCACAUAGAUUUCCAUUUCUUUCCAAAGCCUUUAUGGAGGAAGUUUGAGUUUUCUUUUCUCUGUUGAAUCAUAUCCGCUCACUAUCGUUGGGGGUGGUGGGAUGUCGGAAAAGCCCAACAACAAGAUGGUUAAGUUCCUGACUCCCCUUCCCAAGAGUGGUAACGGAAACAACGGGUCCGGCUCAGACUCGCUUGUUGGUGAACGGAUGGCAGCGGAGGUGAGGCGGCGCCACCACACCAUGGAGCGCGACCGUUGCGCUGCAGAACAUCGAACAUUCUUCCGUCGCAGCGUCAUCAGCGACUCCAACGCCACAGCCCUUGACCUCCCCUUACCGAGUAAAAUCCCUGUCCUUGCACCUCUGGUACCCCGCGUGCGAGAUGUCGCGCCCCGGCACUCUGGUGCACUGCCCACCCCAAGACCUGCACCCCGUGUGACUGUGAGGGAGGAGUUGGCUGAGUGUGAAGGUGGAUUGAAGGUGGAUGUGGUGUCUGUAGAGCAGAAGGCUUCUGUACUACAGGAUAUCUGUGAUGGGGAAGCAGUGGUGGCUCAGCAAGCAAACAGUCUAGCUGCCCAACCUCUGAGCCAAACAACAGAACCUGAACCUGAGAGUGAGGUGAAGGAGAGUGGAGAGAGUGAAGAAGGAGAGGGGAGGGAAGCAGAUAAGGAAGAGAAGGAGAAAGCCCGGGUAGAGGCUGAACUGAGAGAGGCGGAGAAGAAGGUGCAAGAUGACAUUGAGGAAGCCGAGACGAAAGCGGUGGGAACGUCGCCGGAUGGGCGUUUCCUCAAGUUUGACAUUGAGAUUGGACGUGGUUCCUUCAAGACGGUCUACAAGGGCCUGGACACAGAGACCACAGUGGAGGUGGCAUGGUGCGAGCUGCAGGACCGUAAGCUGUCCAAGUCGGAGCGCCAGCGGUUCAAGGAGGAGGCGGGCAUGCUGAAGGGGCUGCAGCACCCCAACAUUGUCCGCUUCUACGACUCUUGGGAGGCCCCUGUUAAAGGCAGGAAGUGUAUUGUGCUGGUCACAGAGCUCAUGACCUCUGGAACACUCAAAACGUAUCUGAAGCGCUUCAAGGUCAUGAAGAUCAAAGUUCUGAGGAGCUGGUGUAGGCAGAUCCUGAAGGGCCUUCACUUCCUCCACACCAGGGCCCCGCCUAUCAUCCACAGGGACCUGAAGUGUGACAACAUCUUCAUUACGGGGCCCACAGGCUCCGUCAAGAUAGGAGACCUGGGAUUAGCAACACUCAAGAGGUCCUCUUUUGCCAAGAGUGUCAUAGGUACCCCUGAGUUCAUGGCGCCUGAGAUGUAUGAGGAGAAGUACGACGAGUCAGUGGAUGUGUAUGCCUUUGGGAUGUGCAUGCUGGAGAUGGCCACCUCAGAGUACCCAUACUCCGAGUGCCAGAACGCUGCACAGAUCUACCGCAGAGUCACCAGCGGGGUGAAGCCGGCCAGCUUCGACAAGGUGGCGAUCCCCGAGGUGAAGGAGAUCAUCGAGGGAUGCAUCCGACAAAACAAGGACGAGAGGUACUCGAUAAAGGACCUGCUGAACCAUGCCUUCUUCCAGGAGGAGACAGGGGUGCGUGUUGAGCUGGCCGAAGAAGACGACGGAGAAAUGGAGGCCAUCAAGCUUUGGCUGAGGAUAGAGGAUGUCAAGAAGCUGAAGGGGAAAUACAAGGACAACGAGGCCAUUGAGUUCUCCUUCGACCUCAGCAAGGACGUCCCUGAGGACGUGGCCCAGGAGAUGGUGGAGUCUGGCUACGUGUGUGAAGGGGACCAUAAGACCAUGGCUAAGGCCAUCAAGGACAGAGUUUCCCUCAUCAGCAGGAAGCGAGAGCAGAGGCAACAGGUGCGAGAGGAACAAGAGAAGAGGAGGCUGGAGGAGGAGCAGGGCCAGCAACAACAACAACAACUACUGCAGCAGCAGCAGGGCCAACCUCAACCAGGGCUCCAGCCCGGCACAGAGGCCCCCCAACCAGCCCAGCGUCCCUCAGGCAGCCCCCAGCCAGGCCAACAGGCUGCCCCCUACAUACCCCCACAGCCCACCCAGCAGCCAACCCAGCCCAUGGCCCCCUACAUCCCCCCUCAGACAGCACAGCUGGGGCCACAGGGGAUUCCCUAUAUACCCCAGUCUACAGGGCAGCUCCCAGUCUCUGUCUCAGUCCCAGUAUCGUCCCAGGUUCCAGUCCAGGUUCCAGUCCAGGUUCCAGUCCAGACAGAAUCAGAGAGGCCAGAGGUGGACCAGUACCCACAGCAGACUGAGACUGCCAAUCAAAUGACAGAUAGUGCUCAGGUUUCCUCCAUCCUUCAUGAGACGCACCCGGUUCAGCCGGUGAUGUCAUACACCUCUCUUCCCAGUCAGCAGCCUCAGCCACAGGCCCCUCCUCCUGUCCAAACAGACCCAUCACGUCAGCCGCAGCAGACCAUGGUGGUUCCUGCUGCUCAGCAUACCACUGUUGCCCCUGGGGCUCCAAGCUCCCAGCCUGCCCCUGGGGCCCCACAACAGUAUGGAGGUUACUACCACCCACCACUCCCCCCUCAGGUGCCCCCCCAGCAGGUGACAUUGCCCCCCUCUCAGCCCAUCCCUCCUCUGCACCUCCAGCAGCCACAGCCAGAGGGCAGCGAUGCACCUCAGAGCUCAGUACUACCACCUCUCCAGCCUGGAGUCCGGCAAAUACAGUCAUGGGCCAAUGAACCAAGCCCUCCUGUCCUGUCUCCUCCAAUCAAUGCAGAGCACCUCUACUUCCUCUAUCAGGCCACAAACGUCUCUGUGAUGCAGGCCUCUGUGAGUGUAUCCCAGCCGGCGCCAGCCGAGCAGGCAGCAGGUCCGACAACACUUGUCCCUCAGUCUGUGGAGAGUUGCCUGUCAGACGCAGCGUCAGGUCUGAGUGACGGUUAUGAAGGGGCGUCGGGUGGUAGACACGAGGGGCGCUCCAUGAUCAAGCGGCACCAGCGGCGUUCCGUACGCAGCCGCUCUCGGCAUGAUAAGACCGCCAAGGCCAAGCUCAACGUCCUCAAUAUCUCCAACAUGGGAGACCGGGUGGCAGAGUGCCAGCUGGAGACUCACAACAGGAAGAUGGUGACCUUUAAGUUUGACCUGGACGGAGAUAACCCAGAGGAGAUUGCACAGAUCAUGGUGCUGAGUGAAUUUAUCUUGGAGAGCGAACGUGAGUCGUUCAUCGAGCAGGUUCGUGAAGUCAUCGAAAUGGCGGACGAUAGAGAGGGCAUGAAGGAAGGCUACGCUCAACCACCCUUUACACAGAUUGUAGUGGAUGACCCCUCACAGCAGCCUGACAUGCCCACUCAUCUGCCUGGUGUUCCUCCCAGCGUUGCAGCUCAGGUAGUCCACUCUGCAGGCCGGAGGUUCAUUGUCAGCCCUGUCCCAGAGUCCCGUCUGAGGGAGCAAUUCUUCGGCCCUCCAUCUGCUAACACCUCGUUUGGGGAUGAGCCCCCUCAAGUGAGUCUGGGCUUGUCCCUGUCUGCCCCCUCAGGCCACCUCCAGCAAGCCUUAACUGAGAUGAGGCAGCCGCAUGGGGAGAGACGAGCCACCAUGGGCCACCCAGCCGAGCCAGACAUCAGCAUAGUCCCCUCCUCCCUGCGCCCAGCCUCCCCUCUCUCCCACCCUCACCAAACCUUGGCUCCCCCAGAGGCUACAGUCCCCACCAACACUAGCCUCUCCACCCUGCCUCCUGUCUCAGUCAUCCCCUCUGGGUCUUCCACUCUUCCCCCCUCCACAUGCCAAGUUGCAACCGGGAGGGUGUCUCCAACCCCAGUUCCAGCCCCUGCAUCUGCUACCACUGAUCCCACCCCACACCCCCAGCCUGACUACCAAGCUGCCCCCUCUCAGCCUACCCCUGCCCAAAUCACAUCCCCUCCUCCAGCUGCUCCCCAGGCCACCUCGGCCCCUCUCUGCCCCUUUCCCCCUGUCUCUGGAGCUCCACCCAGUAACUCUGGGACUGUGACCAGCUCAGAGCAGCACCCUGCAGCUGACCUUGUUCCUAUUCCAUCCUCUCAGCCUAUCCCUGAGUCCAUACCUGUCACUCAGCCCACCUCCUCCCAGUCCCAGCCUAUCCCUGCCUCUGUCCCUGUGGCACAGUCUGCAAUGGCACCCACCCAACUUCCACCCUCUACCCUGCCCUCCCAACUGUCCCAGCCAGGGGACCCAGAUGGGGUAGAGUCCCAGUCCAAGGUCCCUGGUAUAGAUGACAUACAUGCCCUGGAUAAGAAGCUGCGCUCCCUCUUUAAGGACACAUCCUCUGCAGACACUGGCAACACUGAGACCACCUCCCCCUCCACAGGGACCAUCUCCCCUCCCCCCGGGGUGGCCCCGGUGCCCCCCUCCAACCUGUCUCUCACCACCGGGGGACAAGGAGCCCAGGGCCCCACCGCAACCCCAGGACAGGGCCUCACACCAGGGGGACAUGCACAGACACCGCCAGUCAAGCCUGGUCAAGCCACCAGUGCACAGGUGCAUCCUGUUGGCUCCGAGCAGGCAGGCACCCCUACCUCCGAGCAACUGCCUCCAUUCCCAGGACCAAACCAGUCCAAGCAGCCUGUGGGUAGUCUGGACGGCCAGCUAAGGAGAGCUCUGAGCCCAGAGACCAUCCCAGGGAGCAGUGAGGCAGCCUUGCGCUCCACAAGGGUUGUUGAACUGGGACGCUUCCAAGUCUCCGUUGCAGCAGACGCUAGCACCGGCAGCACUCCUGACCCCUCCAACAUCGCCUCCUCUUCCUCUCUCACCCCAUCCUCCUCAUCCUCCUCUUCCUCUUCCUCCUCUUCCUCCCUCUCCAGCCCGGAAAACACCCUCCACCGCUCCUCCUCCCUCCUUUCCAAAGGGGUCCGGAGAGGAGACUCCGUAGAUGCGCUCUCUUCUGUCCCAACACAGCCCACUACCAUCGGACGCUUCCAGGUGUCUACUAGUGCCAGCAUUGGCCCCAGCCCUAAUUCUGUCUCGAAGGUGGGCCGUUUCUCAGUGAUGCCAGCCGCAGUCAAUCCCACAGCACCUCCGGGGUCUAGCCCCUCCCAUCAGAACGGCCCUUCCUCUUCGACCUCUGACCUCCGUAGCUCCACCCCUGGCGUGAACAGUGGUUCAUUUAACCAUUACAUGACCAGCGACAACGAGGACGACUCAGGGCCUGAGGACGAGGCCUUCCAGAGCGAAGUCAGCUGCCUCCGAGAGAAACAUAUGAUAGAGAUCCAGACCCUCCACUCACGGCAGAAGGAGGAAAUAGAUGCUCUGUUCACCAGGCUGGGUAAACCUCCUCCUUCAGCUGUCCUCUCCCCCGCUAUGGCUGGGGGCAGACGUAGACCCAAGACCAAGGCCAGCAAAUCAGCCCGCAGCAGCGCCCAGGCCAGCCCCCAGCACUCGGGAGCCCCAGUCACAGGCCAGAUCCCCCCAGCGUCCCCACCUAAGCAGACGUCUCCCCCCACUACAGUGCUCUCAGACAGCCAGACUUCCACCAUGGGAGUGAGUGGGACCAGUUCAGACAGUGGAGUGAACACCAGCCAGUCUCAGCCAUCAGGCCCUAACAUAGCGCCGGCCCUAACACAGAACCGAAAGGGCACGUUCACAGACGACCUGCACCAGCUUGUUGACAACUGGGCCCGAGACGCCAUCAGCCUCUCCCAGGGCAAGAAAGGACCCAAGGGAACAGCCCAGGGACCCGGACAUGACAUCCCUCUACAUAUCCCUCCACAAGCAAACAUGAGCCGAAAGUUUUCUGCCCCCGGCCACCUGUGCCCUACCCUCCCGUCUACCACCCUGGCAGGUGCCCACCUCCCCAUUACCACUAACCCCUCCAACCCACUCUGCCAGCGUCAGGGCUCUCUAGGCCCCCCUCCCCAGGGAUUUGGCUAUGGCACAGCCCCCUACAGCGCCCCCCAGUGGGCAGGACCCUGUCAGGUGGGUCUCCUGGCCCAGUACCAGGCCCCUUCCGUGGCCUCAGCCCCCCUUCAGCAGGCCUUCCACAUGGGAGCCACCCAGAAACCUGUUAGCAACCCUGGAGGUCCCAACCUGAGGCCCACAUAGCCCAGUCUGCAGCCCUGGACCUGGGUUAGUAAGGCUGGGCUGAUAGGAACAGAGGACUGAGAGGAAGAGCCAUAGGAGGACAACUACUAUCUGAUGUUCUAUUUCACUAAUUGGUGAGGUGAAAUAAAGAGAAUGAAGUGAAAAUGGAGGAGAGGAGGCUGUGGUUCAGUCCUGUCAGACAGAGAGCGAUGUCUGUCAGUUGGAGGGAGAGUGCAAUACAUACCCACAGCACACAAUCACACCUUCACCCUUACCAGGGCCCAGUCUUUUCUGCCAAUGGCUGUGGAAGCAGGCUGUGAUUGACAUUUGGGUUUGUCCAAUGAAAGCUAUGGACCCAAGGGCACAACUGGCAAUGGCCAAAGACAUCUGUUGAAAGCACCAUUGUCAUCUCAUCAUUCCCUUAAACAGGAGGGUAGGGUGGGGGAAGUCUUAAAUCACUUAUUGACUGUAACUGGCCUUAAGAGAGAGCGAGAGAACCCCCACAAACACAUACACAUGCGCCUCCUAGCACUACUGUCAUUGGCUGAGAUUGAGGCGUUGAAUGGUAUGAGAAACUGAUUAAUUGUGGGUAACAAGUUUGUAAAAUGAAAGGUGAGAGAUAUGUAGAGAAGCAAAGAGGUAGAAUGAGAGAAAGAUAGUGAAUGGAAGUUGGUUAGGUAGGGUUAUAGUGGAUAGUGUUUGGCUAGUGUUACUCAUUUGAUCACCAUACAGUAAGAUGCAGUAAUAGCAAUGUGAGGAAAGGAGUGAGCCCCCUGUGUAAGAGUGGCCUUAAACCCCCAAACACAUACACAUUGUCUUUGUAUAUAGAGAUAUUUCUUGUCCUAAGUUAUGGUUAUAUUUGAUUAUCUGUCCCUUUGAGCUGGUCUGAUGUGAUGUUCUGCCUGACUGGGUUUGUUAGUUUCUUAUGAGACCAUCACUUAAUGUUAGUGUGAGCUAAGUAACAGACCUGUCUGUAGAUAGUUUAUUAAUACCUACUUCACCUGUCUUGUCCAGGCUUUGGAUUUACCCUGAAGUGACUGUAUCCAUGAGUGUUUUAGGUUUACGCCUUAGCGACUGGUUAGGCUCAGUGGUUUGAGUUGUUGGCUUCAGCUACUGUGAUCAUUUGGUUUUCGACCUUAGCUACUGUGUCAGUCAGUUGUCUCACACCUCACCACCUGGUGUACUGUAGUCAGACUCUGGUAAGCAAGGCUAUGGUCCUUGGUACAGUUCUGUUAGAAAGGCAUUACAUUCUUGAGGCAUAGGGUUAUCUUGCGAGUGAACGGUGCAUGGUGUUCACACACAGACCUCUAAGCAAUGUCAACAAAAAUGUCUUUAACCUUAUUUCCAGUUGUCAUCUUUCAGAAUCAUGACAAAUUGUCUGGGGUUUCUGUGGCUUGUUUUAUGUGUAUAUUUUAAUUAAAAAUACAAAAGAUGUUCUUUAUCGACCUGUUCAGCGAUCAGAUUUUGAUGUUUCACAGUAAUUAUUAAAGGUUGUUAAACAACAUGUAGUUAAAGGAAUAUAAAAGUGCAAUUGCAGGGUUAUUAUUAGUAUUAUAAUCUGUCACACAGGGGAGUAGUUAUGUGCUUCUUCUGCUCUUAUCAUACACCACCCUGUAAUUUUAUCUUGUUUUACUGUGCAUAUGUGUGUGUGUGUGUGUAUGUAUAUAUAUAUAUAUAUAUAUAUAUGUAUAUGUAUAUGUAUAUGUAUAUAUAUGUAUAUGUAUAUAUAUGUAUAUAUAUGUGUGUAUGUAUAUAUGUAUGUGCGUGUAUAUAUAUAGACAUGUAUAUGUGCAUAUAUGGGUUUGUACACACACACACACACAGUAAAUGUUUUGUAUUAAAUUAUUCUUUCACAUAAUGCUCAUCAUAGAGUACUCUAUGUCUUGCUGUAACCCACCCCCACACAGUAACAGUAAAAACUUGCAGAACUCUUUAGUGCCUUGCAUUCUGACUACUGAGAGAAAUUCCACAGUAAUCACCUCGCCCUGCGGUUCUGAUGGCUUAAAGUCCAGUGACUGAAAGACCUGUUUUUAUUACCAACCAAUGACAUCCAUCAGAAACGUUCUCAGACAUCGGUAAAUGUCUAAUGUGGAGGUUAAGAGGAAGUUUUACAUACCUUAACAAGUCAGUGUCAGAGGCAGGUGACAGUCGUAUACCAACACAAGACUGUCUAAUUGAAUGCAGAGCACACAGGGUUGUAUGAAGACAAGUUAUUUUCUGUCGUCACCAAUAGCAUUUGUGUUUGUGUGUUAGCUGCGUAUCUUAUAUUGUUUGUCAAAGGUAGAUUUGGGUAAGAUUAGUCUGUUAGUAGGUUUUCUGAAUGAAUGUAAUCAGUACAGUAUUGCAUAGCAUCACUUAUUUUAAGAAAAGGAGAACUAAACCGUUGUCUUGUUUUUUUCCCUCAUUGGUACCAUUCUCUUGCUGCUUUGUAACCUCGCAUGAAUGGUACCAUUCCCCUCACUACAGUGCCCUUCUUACCUACCCAGUCCUUGGUUGAAUAACUACUUUCACUUCUCUAGAGAAUAUUAAGUUACUGCAUUGCAGAAUAUGCUAUGUUUGAAGUUCUAUAGGAACCGAGGGGGAAUGGAGUUGUUUGCAUGCUGAGGAUGGUUGUUACUGACUUUAGAAAAACAGUGUUUUUGAUAUUUGGAAAACCGAGAUCCUGCUUUUUUUUUUGUUAAUCUUUGCCUUGCUGUAAGUGAGUCCACACAAAGUGCCGAUCUUUAAUUGCCAUUCACUGCUGUCACAGGCACAUCUUUUAGUUGUCAAUGUAUCCAUAUGUGUUUCCUGAAUUCUGCAUGCUAACUGGUUUUAGACCUUGGGCUUACUUACAACACAACCCACUGUACAGCACAUGCUCACACAUAAGCUACUAGUCAUCCUAUUAACAGUAAAUAUGUUAUUUAUCCUCAAGUGGUUAAAAGAUUAUCCUGACAAAAUGACAUAUCACUAAGUUAUUUAACGUUGUACCCUUGGAUUCCUGUCCUCUCUGGCUCUUGUGACCAGUCUACUCUUAUGGUUUUGUGUAUGUUUUUUCACAUUGUACAAAAUGUAAAAAAGAUAAAUAAAAAUAGAACUGAUCAUUA
Molecule: messenger RNA, 9691 nt
Organism: Oncorhynchus masou masou (cherry salmon)
Lineage: Eukaryota; Metazoa; Chordata; Actinopteri; Salmoniformes; Salmonidae
Product: serine/threonine-protein kinase WNK1-like
Biological process (GO): monoatomic ion homeostasis; positive regulation of potassium ion import across plasma membrane; protein phosphorylation
Cellular component (GO): cytoplasm; cytosol
Molecular function (GO): ATP binding; protein serine/threonine kinase activity; potassium channel inhibitor activity
Source: RefSeq, a predicted model, not a curated record